Molecule: messenger RNA, 4293 nt
Organism: Bombus impatiens (common eastern bumble bee)
Lineage: Eukaryota; Metazoa; Arthropoda; Insecta; Hymenoptera; Apidae
Gene: Eyg
Product: homeobox protein vnd-like
Biological process (GO): regulation of transcription by RNA polymerase II; anatomical structure development
Molecular function (GO): DNA-binding transcription factor activity, RNA polymerase II-specific; RNA polymerase II cis-regulatory region sequence-specific DNA binding
Source: RefSeq, a predicted model, not a curated record
GCGCCUUAAAUCUUGAUCUCACCUCGACUCAACAGUCUGGAGGGUGGGGGUAAGGCUAGUCUGGGCGCGCUUCGAGCCACCGAACGGAAGGCAAUCUGCUCGAAUCCGGCGGACCGCGAGCAGGUUACCCCGUGUACUCGUGUUACAUCGUUCUCCUUUUUUUUUCUACGUUCUCCCACACUGGCUUCUUGGUACGUAACUUUCCUACUCGCGCUCGAGUCGAAGGUUACGAAAAAAAGGUGGACCGGUCAUCGUGCAAGACGACCGAAAUCAAGAGGAAUCGCGUGUCCGAAAUUACUGUCAAGUGAAUGGUCCGAGAGGUGUUCGAGCCUCGAUCCAUGGCGUUACCAGAGAGAAGCAACCGGAACCGACUACUAUAUCUCAGACAGACAUCGAUCGCAGCCGGAAGAUGCUACCAAUGAAGAGAAAAGUCUAACGAAUGUAUGUACUUACAUAGAGGCUCGUUUUAAGGACAGAGGCGGAAGACCGAAGCGAUAGAGCGAACGAGGUCGAAAUCGAAGGACAAGUAGAAAGACUGUCGUUACCUGAAAUCUGGAUGUCAGCUGGAUGCGAGUAGACGUCGCUGUUCCCGCGAGGCUCUAGAGGGUGGGGGUGAAGCUAGUCGUUGGCGCGCUUCGACAGCCCGAACGGAAGGCAAUCUGCUCGAAUCCGGCGGAGCGCGAGCAGGUUAUCCCGUGGUAGCGCGUAGCUCGUCGGUCGUUAUUGGAGAAGGGAGCACGGGUCGGACAGAAGGAGAAACAGAGAAGCGUGGAACCCGAGAGAAAGAAGAGCGAGAAUCGGAGCGAAAGACAGCGGUAGAGCGAGAGAGAAAGGGGAGAGAAGGAGCGAGCGAAGAGAGGCGGAGGGUGGGAAGGUAGAGAAGGGCACACGUCUAUAGGUAGUCACGAGCUUCGACGAAGCGCCUGCGCUCGCGAGCACUUCUCGCCGUUACCUCCUCGCAUCGACCUCGUCCACGUAGACGCGACAGCCGACGUGAAAGCUCGCGUUGCGAUGAAUCGCGUUCGCCGACGGACCGUCAGACAGGAUGUCAUUCAGCUUCGUUAAUCGAACGCAGGAAACCACGCCGGACCCUGGCGUCGAUUGCGCUCGCGCGCUUCUGCGCCAGCGCGAUACACACGCCGACCGCCGCAUCUUGUGACACCGUGAGUGGCUAAGCGUGCACGAGGACCGACCUCGUUGCCGUCGUUGAACGUCCGGGGCCGUACGUGCCGGAAGACUGUUGUCCUUCGUUCCGCGGUUCGCUUUUCAUCCACCUAUACGUAGGAUCCGUUGUCGGUGUGCUAUCUGCUCUGACUCGAGAACGUCGUGAUGACACUCGUGCCUCGGUAAGACACUGGAACUGGUGAUUCGAAACUCGUCCAAAUUCAGCGUAAAAUCGCUACGAUCUUUACGGACGUCGACCUGCGACAUCUCGAGUAUAUCGGCCAACUUCUUUCCCCGAGAGAAGAAGACACGGGAAGACAGGGGUGCGAGAAGAGAGAUCAGGAAACGUCGGGUGCAGGAAACGGCGAGCAUCCGUCGGAUACGAAGGCAGGAAGAGAAACGACUCUACCAUAGGGACGGUGUAGCUACAGAAGUGGAGGCAGAAGGGGAGGAAGAGGAGGAGGAGCUGGUGCCCGGUGUGGAGGGGGUGGAGGUGAUCGUCUGGUGAUGAUGAUCGGUGGCGGCGUCGCGACCCCUCCUGGUACUGCCAAGUCGGCGGCUGCGAUCGACAGCGAAAUGGUGCAGGUCGACGGCAUUGGCAGUGGUAGUGUCAGUGGCAGUGCUAGUGGUAGUGGUAGUCCUGCGACAGGCGCGACUACUACACGUAUAACCAACAGCAACAACGCUGGCGGCAAUAAUAACAAUAACAACAACAACGGGGACGUUGCAAACAACAAUAACAACAACAACAACAAUAACAACGAAGGUCACGCGGUGGUGAACUGCGCCAGCGGCCCCGCAGCGGCGACCGACAAAUUUUGCUGUCACGACGACGAUGCACCCGUCAGCACCGGCGUCACGCGUCCUUGGGAACCACCCUCGCCGACCUUCUCGCAGACGAGGUCGCAUCUGUUUCAGGUCCAUCCACCGCACCAUCAUCAGCAUCCAGCUGCGCAUCACCAUCAACAGAUGACCGUGCCUCCAGUGUCUUUGAUCGACGGCGUGAGCCUACAAAACUGUACCGCGGGACCAUUCGCCAGCGGCAACGGUGGUGGAACCAGCCGUCAACGAUUGCUCGAACUAUCGCACGGAUUAGGAGCUUUGAGGCACUACAACGAUCUUGCCAAUCAUGUGCUGUCGCUGAAUCAACAAGGGGCGGUCGUCACCAAACUUCUGGGUACGUUGCGCCCGCCGGGUUUAAUCGGUGGCAGCAAGCCAAAAGUUGCGACGCCAGCCGUCGUCGCUAAAAUCGAACAAUACAAGAGGGAAAAUCCGACGAUCUUCGCAUGGGAAAUUCGAGAGAGGCUCAUCUCCGAAGGCGUUUGCAGCAACGCGACAGCUCCAUCCGCCUCUGCGUCGGCUGCUGGAACGGCGGAUCACUCUCUUCACGCGGACGCCAUCGCACGAGGCUACUUGCAAGACGGUGACGGAGAUGAAGGAAGCCUGGAUGGGUCGGAGCAACCGAAAUUCCGACGAAAUCGUACCACCUUCAGCCCGGAACAGCUCGAGGAGCUCGAGAAAGAAUUCGAGCGAUCUCACUAUCCUUGCGUGUCUACGCGCGAACGGCUAGCCUCUAAGACCUCUCUCUCGGAAGCUCGUGUACAGGUUUGGUUUUCCAACAGACGGGCAAAGUGGCGUCGUCAUCAGCGAAUGAACCUCUUAAAACGUUCGCCACCACCACCNCCGCCGCCGCAACCGCAUUCCGCAUCCGGUAUGGAAGUAAGCCGUGCGUCAAGCUGCUCAAUCGCCGGAAUGGGAGGAGAAAGUAGCGCGUUCCGGGCCGUCGUGACCAACUCCUCGUCAUCCAGAGAGGCCGCGGAACGGAACGAGAGAAUCGACAGGGUCGAUUCCAUCACCAAACAGCCGGAAAGAAAGCCGAGCGCCUUUAGGAUGAUCAGUCAACUCGUCGGUGACGAUUCGCCGAGUAUAAUCAAGUCCUCGAGUCCGACCUACGAACAGCAGAGGCACGAGACUAACGUUAGAUCGGUGAUUGAAUCCGAGUCUGCGAACAACAAGGAAUUUGAGCGGAUCGAGGUUGAAGAGGAAGACGAGGAGAUCGACGUGCAAGAUUCGGACCAAGACGUUGCUUCUUCGCCGACCGUUGCAUGGCGGGAUCAUUGGACGGAACAGCAACCCUUGGAAUUGACGAAACACGAUCGUUGAAAUCGUUCCAACUCGAAACUAGGUGGAACGAUCGAAGAAAUUGUGCUCGUAUUAGAAACGUUUAAAGUAACAAUGAGUUUUGCGUGAAAUCUUUUGCCACCGAAUAUCGUGAUUUAGCACAUGCCUAGUGUCCACGAUCGAUUGUGAAUCAGUGAUAUAUGAAAAAAACGUUGCUGCGAGAGAGAACGUUCAAGUGUAUCGAUCUAAUAUGUGCGCGAACAAGAAAUCUCGAGAUCCGUUUAUAUCGAUCGAUCGUGAUCGUAGUAGAAUUCGCGUCGAAUUCGAACAGUGACUGUAACUAUUGCUUAAUCUCAUAGAAUUUCAUUACACAAGAACAGAAGACUGACGAGAUCGUUUCGUUAAACUUCAAUUCGUGUGUCUCGCUUCGACAUGUCCUCGACUCUUCAUCGUUCAUGUCGAGUGAUACGUCCCUAGUACCUAUCCAACUACUUACUACGAUUACGAUCCAUUUAUUACAAUUAAGAUUACGAUAAUAAGCUACGAGGAUGGUUGUGUAACGUUAAAUUCCAAUUACCGGCAGUGCCGUCGUGGCGUUAUUGUCAGCUAGAAGUACCGAGGAUUUAGAUAGGUAAUUAAUUGCUUACCCGAUAUGUAUCGGGCUGUCGGCCGGCUGCGCUAUAAUUGCAGCGCUGCGCUAUAAUUUACACCGCGGUGCAGUGGACGCUUCCCCUAUCCAGAUACGAGGACAGGAAAGAUCCAGAUACGAGGACAGGAAAGAUCCAGAUACGAGAACAGGAAAGAUCCAGAUACGAAGUGAGGAAAGAUCCAAACGCCGAGGAAACAAACGCCGAAACUUAUCCGGAACUAGUCCUAGCGAAAUCAUUAUAACGCAGAUAAUGCAUUACCUAGGCACUAUGUAGAAAAAAUAGAUGAAUCGAUGGUAACCCUGUAACGAACUCUGUUAAAAACGACUUUUAUUUAAAUGAAUUCGUUUGUAAAUAUCUA